This is a messenger RNA of Penicillium angulare, 1260 nucleotides long. RefSeq lists its product as uncharacterized. NCBI's taxonomy places the organism in Eukaryota, Fungi, Ascomycota, Eurotiomycetes, Eurotiales, Aspergillaceae. The transcript is spliced from 3 exons. Bases 1 to 1260 code for a protein of 419 amino acids. The record is from RefSeq and is a predicted model, not a curated record.
AUGUCAAUGAUUGGGGUUUCCUUUCUCAAGACCGACGACGCUAUUGAUUUUAUCCGAGAACUAUAUCCGACUGCGCAAAGAUUUGGUUUCUUCUGUUCAAGUUUUGAUGAUACUUACGACAUGCUGUUUUCAGCGAAUACUGAACAGCAGCGGAAUUCUUCUGAAUGGAUUGCUUGGAGCCGAGCGGAAUCAACGAAAAAGUAUGGUCUUGUGCUCCAUGACUCUUGGCUAUCAGGGCUGUUCUCGAUGAAUCCAAUCAUUUCGACUGAUAACUUAGUUCUUUGCCUACCUAUGGAAGUCAGCCUUUACAAAGCCCCAACGCCAGCCGAGUGGUCUCGAUUGCUCAACGAAACCCCUCAUCCGAACCAAAAGUUCGAAUUAUCAUCACAUACAUUUCACCUACCCGAUCUACAAGGGCCGAUACCUAUACAUUCAAUGUACGGACUAUUGUGCUCCGUUCUCCUCCGUGCGUUUGCAGAUACGCACCGAUUGGUUGUCUGCUCAGACCUGUUACCAGUCGAUCAACACCAACAUAUCCCAUGGAAUAUUUGUCGUCUCGAUAAGCGCGCAAGCAUAAUUGCCCCUCUCCUCAUGCAAUUGAUUCAGUUAUACGAUACAAAUCUCCGUGAAUCCAAUCCAAAUGGCAUCGUCAUAUGGCAUAGUAUUUGGAUGCUGUUAACAAUUGAUAUCAAUGUUCUUUUUCGUGCUGCUGGUCACGACGGUCCGCAACCAAUGUUUGAUGCUAGACAAACCCUCAGCUCCUGGGCAUGCACCCCAGCUGCACGGAGAGCAUGUCUUCAUGCAGUCCAGUCACUCCGCAUUCUAUCGCAUCGAAAACCCGCAGAUGGAACAGCGUUUCAGUCGGUUCGAACUUUGUUCAUAUCUGCCCUCAUCCUUGGCUUUUAUGUCCUAGUCAGUCCAGAUAUGGCUUGUAAGGAGAGCCCCGGUCCUAGAAGUAUUAAUUUCGAUCUGGAUAGCUCAGUUGUCGAUUGGAAGAUAAUCGGGGACGAAGGAAUCUCGAAUCCUGAAUCACCAAGCAUGGUACCCCGUAAUUCCACAAAAUUAGAUGACCCUGCUGUUAGGUUUAUUCGUUUUGGCGGACCAAUUUUGAUUGAUGGCAAGCGAUAUGAUUCUGGUGCUCGUCAUGCACAGCGUAUCUUCUUGGAGUUUGCCAGUCUGUUGGACGAGGUGGGGACUCAUUGGAUGGCAGGGUAUGCUCGGCUUCUGUAUAUGAUCCAUCAUACAUUGGCCACACCAUGA